This is a messenger RNA of Arxiozyma heterogenica, 1257 nucleotides long. It is a transcript of the gene GEP5, whose product is annotated as Gep5p. The record is from RefSeq and is a predicted model, not a curated record. Bases 1 to 1257 code for a protein of 418 amino acids. The transcript has a single exon. Lineage: Eukaryota; Fungi; Ascomycota; Saccharomycetes; Saccharomycetales; Saccharomycetaceae.
AUGAUGACUAUUGACAGACACACACACACAUAUACGCAUACAUACAGACAUUCAUAUAUAUAUAUGACUGGACUUCAUUCUAUUCAUCUCAAGAAUUUGAGUCAACAAUUAAUUAAUUAUUUAAAUUACUUACCUGUUCAUAAAUUGACGAAAUAUCGUUUAGAGAAAAUAAUCAUUAGAAAUGCAACUAAUUUCCAUGUAGAUGAAAUAAAUAUAUUUUUUACUGUUGCUAAAUUGUGUAAAGAUUAUGAAGAAAGUUAUCAAAAGAAGGAUAAAAGGGGACAAUAUAAAGCUUUACAGUCUAUGAUAUGGAAUAUAUAUUUCCAAUGGGAUAAUCACUAUGUAUCAAUUGCAAAAUCUUCCACAUCUACUGCUAGCACAGCAAGUGCCAUUACAUCUAAUCAUAUGAAAGGACUAUACAAAUACCCACCACACCUUCGACCAUUGUUAAAAACAUCUGGCACCACUCUACACACAUAUAAUGGAUUAUUAAACAACUGGCCGUUAGAGUAUCAUUAUGAUAUUUUACAUUCAAAUGAAAAUCCAAAAAAAAUCACCACUUUAAGAAACAUGUGGCUAGAAGGACAUCCUGAUGCUAUAGAGAAAAGUCUAUUAAACGUGAGUAACCACAAACACAACCAUAAUAAACCUACUUUUACUUUUACUUUUACUCCUACUUCUACUUCUACUGGUAGUGGUAAUGAUCAUGAUAAUAAUGGUAACAAUGCUAUGCGGAUAGAAGAGAAGAGACAUGAUUAUUGCAAAAUAAUUGAACCAAUUUUAUCACAGUGUUACUUUCUUAAUAACAUUCUUUGGAAAAAUGAAAAUAAGAAAAGAUUAAAACCUAUUGCCCCUAUUGUAGAAGUUCCAUUUAAUGCUAGAGGAACUAUAAUAGCAGAAAAAAGAGUAAUGAAUUUAAUUAGAGAUAAAUUGAAGACAUUGAGAUUAAUAUUGACAAAACAAUGGCCUGCCUUGUAUGAUGAAAAGUGUAUUGAAGAGAUGUUAACAUUACUUCAACUGUCAAGUUCUACAGAGAAGUGUACUAAUAGUAUACUGAUGCAUAGAGACUUAUUGAGAAUACAUGAACGUUGUUUCCAAAAUAGAAUGUAUCGUGUUAUAGCCACACCUAAAACAGCGACCAAAGAUGGGGCUCACAAUACGAGCAAAGAAACCGAACCAUUCCAACAAGAAGAACAAGAUGAACAAAGACAACAAGGACAACAAGAGCAAGAGAUCCAAUUUGAACGUAUUUUUUAA